Molecule: messenger RNA, 810 nt
Organism: Plasmodium vinckei vinckei
Lineage: Eukaryota; Apicomplexa; Aconoidasida; Haemosporida; Plasmodiidae
Product: superoxide dismutase [Fe], putative
Exons: 9
Coding region: 1-810 (269 amino acids)
Biological process (GO): superoxide metabolic process
Molecular function (GO): superoxide dismutase activity; metal ion binding
Source: RefSeq, a predicted model, not a curated record
AUGCCUCUUUUUACAUUUUUUUUGGUCUUCUUUUGCAUAGCAUGUGUAGGAAAACGGGAAUGUAUAAAAGAGAUUUCCAAUUUAAAAAGUUCUAUUAAAUUAAAUUAUUUAACUUUCAAAGGAAUUUCAUUAUCAAAAUCUAGAGCUAUUCAUACAAAAUUAACCAAGACAAAUGAUAGUCUGUAUGAAGCAUGGGGAGUAACACCUUUGUGGAAUGCAAAACCUUUUUCCUUAAUGAAACUUCCAUUCAAUCCUCAAGAAAUGAAACCAUUUUUGAGUGAGGAAGGAAUUAAGUAUCAUUACAGUAAACAUCAUGCCGCGUAUGUGAAAAAUUUAAAUGAUUUUGCAACAAAACAUCCUGAGUUAAAAAACAUGUCGUUAGAGGAAAUAAUGCAAAAAUACGAUGGACCAAUUUAUAAUAAUGCGGCUCAAAUAUUUAAUCAUAACUUUUUUUGGUUGGCACUGAAAAACAAUGGAGAGGGAAAACCAUAUGGCGAAAUAAAAAACAAAAUUGAUGAAUCCUUUGUUUCUUUUGAAAAUUUUAAAGAACAGUUUGCAAAGGAGGCAGCAAGUCAUUUUGGAAGUGGUUGGAUUUGGCUAGUAAUUAAAGACCAUAAAUUACAAAUUUAUCAAGGGCAUGAUGCCGAAUGUCCAAUUAAAAAUCAGAUUGGCCACCCAAUACUAGCAUUAGACGUAUGGGAACAUGCCUAUUAUGUGGACUAUAGAAAUUCUAGAGCUGAUUAUAUAAGAGAAUGGUUUUCCAAAAUUAAUUGGGAUUUUGCCAAUUAUAAUUUAUCAAUUGUAAAUUAG